This is a messenger RNA of Dovyalis caffra, 2391 nucleotides long. NCBI's taxonomy places the organism in Eukaryota, Viridiplantae, Streptophyta, Magnoliopsida, Malpighiales, Salicaceae. The record is from the annotation of a GenBank genome assembly.
AUGGCUAACAAGAUUUUCUUGCUUCUUCUGCCAUUGAUUUUAUCGUUUUCGUCCUCAACUUCACCAUCUGAUAGUUUAAGCAAAGGCUCAUCUUUGUCAGUGGAGAACCCAAAUGAUGUUUUGACUUCACCAAGUGGUAUUUUCUCCGCUGGAUUUUUUCCGGUUGGAGAUAAUGCUUACUGCUUCACAAUAUGGUUUAGUAAACCUUUCUGUGACGGCAAUUGCACAACAGUUUGGAUGGCAAACCGUGACCAACCUGUCAAUGGAAAACAAUCAAGUCUGUCUUUGUUGAAGUCUGGUAAUCUUGUCCUAACCGAUGCCGGUCGGUUCACUGUUUGGUCUACAAACACUUUCUCACAAUCUACAGUGAAUUUACAGCUCAAUGACAAUGGAAAUCUUAUCUUAUAUGACUUGGAAGCCAGUGUAAUACUUUGGAAGAGCUUUGAUUUUCCCACAGAUACUCUACUUCCUGAGCAGCCACUCAUCAAAGACAAGAAGCUUGUGUCAUCAAGAAGUCAAAGCAACUUUUCUUCAGGUUUCUUCAAGCUUUAUUUCGACAACGAUAAUGUUCUCCGUCUUCUUUAUGAUGGUCCUGAGACUUCAAGCAUUUACUGGCCAGAUCCAGAGCUGAUGAGCUGGGAAGCUGGGAGGUCCACUUACAACAGUAGUAGAAUUGCUGUUUUUGAUUCUUUGGGAAACUUUAGCUCAACUGAUGAUUUUACUUCUAUGUCAGCAGAUAAUGGAGUAGGGAUCCAGAGGAGAUUGAAAAUUGAUUUCGAUGGUAAUCUUCGGUUAUACAGCCGAGAAGAUGGGAGAGACACAUGGGUUGUUUCAUGGCAAGCCCUGUCUCAACCUUGUAGGAUUCAUGGGACUUGUGGUCCUAACAGUUACUGCAGCUAUGUUCCUGAUUUUGGUAGAAAAUGUUCUUGCCUUCAAGGAUUCAAGCUCAAUGAUCAUACGGACUGGUCUUUGGGUUGUGAAACAGAAUUCAAUCUUUCUUGUAGCAAAAACGAUAGCGGCUUCCUUCAGUUAACUAAUCUCGAGUUUUUUGGCUACGACUAUGGCUUCUAUCCUAAUUACACCCUAGAGAUGUGCGAGGAUUUAUGCUUGCAGACAUGUGGUUGCAAAGGGUUCCAGUUCAAAUUCAUCAAGCACGACUAUCCUAGUAACAUUCCGUAUUGUUUCCUGAAGACCGUAUUACUAAAUGGGCAUCAUUCACCAAAUUUUGAAGGAGACCUCUACUUGAAAGUGCAAAAAAGCAGUCUCAACUCUGGAACUCCUGCUGAAGAAUUCAGGUUGGAUUGCUCUGGUGCAGUUGUCACCCAGCUGGGCAGAAGGUAUGCAGAAAGCCAUGAAAAUGGAACGAUUAAAGCUAUACUUUGGUUUGUUUGUGCAGCUGGAGUAGUUGAGUUGUUUGGUGUUUUAUUGGUGUGGUGUUUCCUGAUAAGAAACCAAAACCACACGGGUGCCAGUAAACAAGGUUAUUUUUUUAUCGAUACUGGCUUCAGAAAAUUCACUCACUCUGAGCUAAAAAAGGCAACUCGGGGUUUUAGUGAAGAGAUUGGAAGAGGUGGAGGGGGAAUUGUAUACAAAGGAAUACUACCUGACGGUAGAGUUGCAGCGAUUAAGCAAUUAAACGAAGCCAAUCAAGGAGAAGCAGAAUUCCGAGCAGAAGUUAGCAUAAUCGGGAAGCUCAAUCACAUGCACUUGAUAGAGAUGUGGGGAUAUUGUGCUGAGGGAAAGCACAGGCUGUUGGUCUACCACUACAUGGAGCAUGGAUCCUUGGCAGACAAGUUAUCUUCUGAUGCACUUGACUGUGAAAAGAGGUUCGACAUUGCUGUGGGAACUGCUAGAGGCCUUGCUUAUUUACAUGAAGAGUGUCUGGAGUGGGUUUUACAUUGUGAUAUAAAACCUCGAAACAUACUCCUAGGUUACAACUACCAGGCGAAGCUCUCAGAUUUUGGCCUAUCUCGGCAGUUAAAAAGAGAGAGCCAAGCAGGUUCAAGCUUCUCUAGGAUAAGAGGAACUCGAGGUUACAUGGCUCCAGAGUGGGUUAUGAAUCUGCCAAUCACAUCUAAAGUAGAUGUUUUUAGCUAUGGGAUGGUGUUGUUGGAGAUGGUCACCGGAAUGAAUCCAACAGAGGACAUGCAAAACAGAGGGUUGGUUACAUGGUUGAGAGAAAAGAUGAAGGAAGAUAAUGCAACCGAUUCUUGGAUAGAAAAAAUGGUGGACCGUAAUUUGAAAGGCAAAUAUGACAAAGACAUUGGUAAGAUGGAAAUUCUGGUUCGGGUGGCUCUGAAGUGUGUGAAUGAUGACAAAGAUGCAAGACCAACCAUGGGGGAGGUAGUUCAGAUGCUUUUGCACCAUGAAAAUGGUUCCGUAUCCAUCUAA